CGUCUGAACUUUGAACCCCUACCAUAGCACUGAAUUUUGUUUUCCAAGUUUUAGCAUCUUCCCCACGCCUCUCUCUCUCUCUCUCUUUUUUCCCCUGCAAGCCCAACGUCUUUUGAUCCACUUCAUUCGAAGAAGGAUCACUACAACCUUCAAUCAGUGUUGAGAGAUCAGACCGGCGAUGCUGGGCAUUGUGAGGCGAAGAGUCUCUUCUGGAGGCUCGUCUUCUUUGAUAUUAGGGCAAUCGUUCCGUGGUGUAUGGCCUGCAGUAUCGACACCUAGGAUUUUCGCAACUUCAGGAGACGAGGUAUUACACAAUUCAAGAGGAUUCGGAAAUGUUCGAAAUUUGUGCCACCUCAUUUUUCCAGGAUGCUCGCCAAGUUUAAGGCCAAUAAGUGGAUUUACGGCCAGCAUUCAGCCGGAGGCUACCUUGCUACAAUACAGGCUGUUUUCUUCCGACAAUGGUGAUCUGGUUGAUGCUGUUGUCCCAUUUAUGGGUGAAUCAAUAAGCGAUGGAACUCUGGCAAAAUUUUUGAAGAAUCCUGGUGACAGAGUAGAAGUUGAUGAGCCAAUUGCUCAAGUUGAAACAGAUAAGGUGACUAUUGAUGUUGCAAGUCCUGAAGCGGGUGUUAUCCAAGAGUAUGUAGCCAAAGAAGGGGAUACUGUGGAACCCGGUACUAAGAUUGCUGUCAUUUCAAAGUCUGCCGAAGGUGUAACCCAUGUUGCUCCAUCGGAGAAGACGUCAGAAAAAGCUGAUUCAAAGCCACCUCCCCCUGCUGAAAAGAGUAAAGAGGAUAAACAGAAGCCUAAAGUUGAAAGCACUCCUGUUAUAGAGAAGCCUAGGACAACUUCUGGCCCUCCUCCUCCGAAACGCUCUGCUACCGAACCCCAGCUUCCUCCUAAAGAAAGGGAAAGACGAGUUCCCAUGACAAGGCUCAGAAAACGGGUAGCAACACGUUUGAAAGAUUCUCAAAACACAUUUGCGUUGUUGACAACGUUUAAUGAAGUGGAUAUGACUAAUUUGAUGAAACUCCGCUCUGACUACAAAGAUGCAUUUGCUGAAAAACAUGGCGUAAAGUUGGGACUUAUGUCUGGGUUUGUGAAGGCUGCUGUUAGUGGGCUUCAAAAUCAACCUAUUAUCAAUGCUGUAAUUGAUGGGGAUGAUAUCAUAUACAGAGACUAUAUAGAUAUCAGCAUAGCUGUUGGCACUUCCAAGGGCCUUGUUGUUCCAGUUAUCCGCAAUGCUGAGAAUAUGAAUUUUGCGGAGAUAGAGAAAGAGAUCAACACUCUUGCUAAGAAGGCUAGUAAUGGAACUAUAUCAAUUGAUGAAAUGGCUGGAGGGUCUUUCACAAUCUCGAAUGGUGGUGUUUAUGGAAGCCUCUUAAGCACCCCCAUCAUCAACCCCCCUCAGUCUGCAAUCCUGGGUAUGCAUUCGAUAGUGUCCCGUCCAAUGGUUGUUGGAGGCGACAUAGUUCCGAGGCCAAUGAUGUACAUUGCCCUGACAUAUGAUCAUCGGCUGAUUGACGGGAGAGAGGCAGUGUUUUUCCUCCGCCGCAUCAAGGAUGUGGUGGAGGAUCCUCGGAGGUUGCUUCUUGAUAUAUAAAGAAACAUCUACUGCUGGCAUUCGGUUAAGUGGUUUGCUGGUGUAUUUGGAGCCAAACAGACUGAUCGUUCUAUUGAAGUUGAAUAAAUGCCUAGGAGAAGUUUUUUGUUGGUUCUCCUCUUUAGCGAGCUCUUCAACUGCGGCUAGCCAUGUUCACAUUUGAAAUGAGUAACUUUGUUGCAAUACAGUUUCAGGUUUAUAUUGCUAAAAAAUCUUCUACUUACUGCUCCUUACUUUUAAGCGCUGGGGUGCAGAUUGAUGAGAAUUCAGAGAUAAUAUUCAAGAACAUGUAUGCAACCAAUGUCAAUUGUUUUGUGGAUGUUACUUUAAUUACGCCAUUAAAUUUACAAUGAAUUAUCUUCCGUGCA
This is a messenger RNA of Rhododendron vialii, 1968 nucleotides long. Its product is annotated as dihydrolipoyllysine-residue succinyltransferase component of 2-oxoglutarate dehydrogenase complex 2, mitochondrial-like. Bases 179 to 1600 code for a protein of 473 amino acids. Gene Ontology annotation, molecular function: dihydrolipoyllysine-residue succinyltransferase activity. NCBI's taxonomy places the organism in Eukaryota, Viridiplantae, Streptophyta, Magnoliopsida, Ericales, Ericaceae. The record is from RefSeq and is a predicted model, not a curated record. The transcript is spliced from 15 exons. Gene Ontology annotation, cellular component: oxoglutarate dehydrogenase complex. Gene Ontology annotation, biological process: tricarboxylic acid cycle.